CUGUCGCUCGGUGUGUCCCGGAGCCGGCGCCCCUUACUCCGUCGGGGCCAGGGAGUGCCAUGGUUUCCCUGCCCAGGCCCCCUGCGACCAGCUUGCUGCGGUUUUUGUUCCUGGGGCUGAGUACCCUCGCGUCCCCCUCACAGGCCCAGCUGGAGCUGCACGUGCCCUCUGGCCUCACCAGGUUGAAGGCAGUGGAAGGAUCAGAAGUGGUGCUCCCAGCGUGGUACACUGUGCAAGGACAGGUAUCUUCGUCCCAGCGGUGGGAGUUGCUCACGGUGAUGUGGUUCUUGGAGCAAGAAGGGAAGGAUCUGAACCAGGUGCUGGCAUACAUCAGUGGGACCACGUCAAGCAAAAAUGGGGUAUCCCUGGUCUACUCCAUGCCUUCCCAGAACGUGUCACUGCGGCUGCAGGACCUCCAGGAGAAAGACUCUGGGUCCUACCGCUGCUCUGUGAAUGUUCAAGACCACCAAGGCAUCAAAAGGAGCCAUAGCAGCAAAACUUUAGAACUCAGUGUGCUGGUUCCUCCAGCUCCUCCAUCCUGUGGUCUCCUGGGUGUGCCCCGUGUGGGGACCAAUGUGACCCUGAGCUGCCAGUCCCCGAGGAGUAAGCCAGCUGCCCAGUACCAGUGGGAGAGGGCACCCCCAUCCGCCCAGGUUUUCUUUGCACCAGCUUUAGAUGCCAUCCGUGGAUCCUUAAGCCUCAGAAACCUUUCCAGUCCCAUGUCUGGAGUCUAUAUCUGCAGGGCCCACAAUGAGGUGGGCAGUGCCCAGUGCAAUGUGACCUUGGAAGUGAGCACAGGGCCAGGGCCUACGGUUGUUGCUGGAGCUGUUGUGGGCACUCUGGUUGGACUGGGGCUGCUGGCUGGGCUGGUCCUCUUGUACCAACGCCGAAGCAAGGCCCUAGAGGAGCCGGCCAAUGAUAUCAAGGAGGAUGCCACUGCUCCCCGGACCCUGCCUUGGCCCAAGGGCUCAGACACAAUCUCCAAGAACGGGACCCUUUCCUCUGUCACCUCAGCACGAGCCCUCCGGCAGCCCCAAGGUCCUCCCAGGCCUGGUGCACUGACCCCCACGCUCAGCCUCUCCAGUCAGGUCCUGCCCUCACCCAGGUUGCCCAGGACAGAUGGGGCCCAACCUCAGCCAAUAUCCCCCAGCCCCGGUGGAGUCUCUUCCUCCGCUCUGAGCCGCAUGGGUGCUGUCCCUGUAAUGGUGCCCGCCCAGAGUCAGGCUGGGUCUCUGGUGUGAUGGUCCAGCCACUUAUUGCCCAAGCCAUCUGGUUUCUCUCCUUCCUGUAAGGGUCAGCCCUAGCUCAGAGGCCUGAGUCUUGGGGGACCACCUUCCAGACGCCCAGUCCUCCACCCACAUCUUUCUCUACUAUGGGAAAACUGAGUCUCAGUUAAGAUCCAAACGUCAGGAGGUAGAAGAAGAGGAAGUGGACCUCAGGUUAGGAAGCGCGCCCACCCCCUUCCCCAGUCCUCCCUAUGACGGCAGGGAACGCUGGUCUGGGUGAGGACUGCUGUCCAGUGAGUCCUCCAGGCCCCCUCCAUCUGUACUCCUCCCUAUCUAACAGCACAGUCACUCCCACUUCAGCUCCCUGCAUUCCUAUAACCUGUCCUGCUGUCUUGGUUGGGUUUUGUUGGGACAGGGGAUAGGGAAAGUAUUUUUUUAAACUAACUUGAAAUGUGUGUUUUUGUUUUUAUUUUGCAAAUUUCAAUAAAGAUGCAUUGUGUUUGUAUGAAAA
This is a messenger RNA of Neogale vison (American mink), 1737 nucleotides long. RefSeq names its product endothelial cell adhesion molecule (gene ESAM). NCBI's taxonomy places the organism in Eukaryota, Metazoa, Chordata, Mammalia, Carnivora, Mustelidae. Gene Ontology annotation, molecular function: cell-cell adhesion mediator activity. The transcript has 7 exons. The record is from RefSeq and is a predicted model, not a curated record. Bases 60 to 1241 code for a protein of 393 amino acids. Gene Ontology annotation, cellular component: plasma membrane; adherens junction. Gene Ontology annotation, biological process: homophilic cell-cell adhesion.